Messenger RNA from Hemicordylus capensis (graceful crag lizard), 2432 nucleotides. It is a transcript of the gene EDN1, whose product is annotated as endothelin 1. The record is from RefSeq and is a predicted model, not a curated record. The coding region runs from base 479 to 1120 and encodes 213 amino acids. NCBI's taxonomy places the organism in Eukaryota, Metazoa, Chordata, Lepidosauria, Squamata, Cordylidae. The transcript is spliced from 5 exons. Gene Ontology annotation, molecular function: endothelin B receptor binding; hormone activity; endothelin A receptor binding. Gene Ontology annotation, cellular component: extracellular region. Gene Ontology annotation, biological process: regulation of vasoconstriction; vein smooth muscle contraction; regulation of systemic arterial blood pressure by endothelin.
AUGCGGCUUUCUUUCCUAAAGGUCUGAGCCGGGUAUUUAUUUUCCUGUGGAACCCUGCCCCUGGCUUGCCAGACGGCGUCUGCCUCUGAAGCUCGCAGCGAUUUCCUUUCCAGCUUGCCCUUAUCUCGCUCUGCACGUUGCCUCUCGGUGACUAAUAACACAGUCAAUGACAAUAACAUUGUCUCAGGAUAAAAUGAAGUAGGCGCUGUUUACUCGCUACGUCGGGGGGUGGUAUAAAAAGAAGCCGCGGAGAGCCAGUCCAGCCAGAAGCGCUCCGAGCGCAAGGGAACGCCAACUCGCCCGUCCAGCCACCCUUGCUCGCCGGCUGCCUAGUGGAUUGCGGGGGGCUCCUUGCGUGCGUCCUCGGAUCUCUGCGGCCAAGCCACACCGAGACUACUCGAAGCCUCCCGAGGCAGCAAAAAGGAGUCUUAAAGGAAUAAUUGCCCUGCCUUGGGUUUGCCAGAGAAUUAGCGUCAGGAUGGAUUACACGCGGCUAAUCCUUCCGCUGCUCGUUGUGGUCUGCCAGGGAGCUCGCCACGCAGCUGCUUCGGAUGCUGAGCUCAGCGCCGUCGAGAGAGCCGAAAAGCAGCCUUCGAGCGCCCCCUUGCCGCUGCGCAGGUCCAAACGCUGCUCCUGUUCUUCUCUGAUGGAUAAGGAGUGCGUUUAUUUCUGCCACCUGGACAUCAUCUGGAUCAACACCCCCGAGCGGACUGUGCCAUAUGGGCUUGGGGGUCCUUCUCGAACCAGACGGUCACUGGAAGAUUCUUCUCUUGGCAGUCUUCGUGGGUCUCAUGACAGAUGCCACUGUGCUCAUCUAAAAGACAAGAAGUGCCUGAACUUCUGCCAGAUUGGAAAAGAAUACUGGUUCCAGUCCACCAGGCAGAAGGGAUGGAAACCUCUUCAUAAAGACAGAGAUUGCCAAUGGCUUGGGCUGAAAUGUGCAUACAGGCAACUGGCUAACAGCAAGAAAAUGAGAAGGAUGGAGGCCAUUGGUAACAGUAUCAAAGCUUCUUUUAAUAUUGCCAGACUGAAGAGCAGGCUGCACAAACCAAAGCAGCUGAAGCAUAACCGAACAUAUAAAAAGCAAAACAUUUGGGAAAGCCUGAAGACGACAUCUUAGUGGAAAGAUCACCAACGCUAAUCCUCAAGUCAUCACAAAUUACUGACAAAGCAUUGCUGCAGCUCUGUUUUGACUUCUUAACAUUCCACGCUGGGAAAAGAUCAAGGAGUGUUGUUCUAAAUGUUAACUCUCUGAAGGUAAAGGAGGACCCAAAAUAAAUCUUCCAUUUGGACAGAUGACAAAGCAGCUAAUUGCUGCCCUCCUCCUGGAAUUCAGUUGAAAGGGUUGGGUCAAAGAACAUCCCUUCGACUGACUUUAUGUGAGCUGUCGGAUGAAGCCGGGACCUAUUUGGAUCCUGGUUCUGAAGAGUGGGUAACAUUGAAGAAGUGCUCUCAUUUAGUCUGGCAGACUGCUGACAGAGAGAUCUCCAAAGAGAAUGCCAGCUGUAUUGUGAUCAAGGAAAUCAGAAAUGGGAAGGUCCGGAUUUGAAAAAGAGACGUUUGUACUCUUUAACUUCUUAAUUAAAAAACAAAUGACUGUGCAAAAUGAUCAGGACACAUUACCUUCAUAACAGGUCUACCUCGCAUGCUGCCUGUUGCACUCUUGCCAAAGUAUUGUUACAAUUUCUUGUGGUCAUCGAGCAUCAGCUGCAGCCUCUUAUUUUUGGUAGCUCAUACAAUCCUAUCGCUAACCACUCCAUUCCUCUCGAGUUUUCAAGCCUAUGGAUCAGAAUGCUUUGCACUGUAAAUGCUCAAAGGGGACAGAACCUACUAACCCCAUCCCAAAUCCAGGACAAUUUCUUGGGAAGUAGGUCCAAUUUUAUUUCAGUGGGUCAUAUUUCAAAUACGCAUGCUUAGGAUGGAAGAACAAAGGUUUUUAGACAGAAGGCAUUUAGCAUAACCUGAAAAAAAUGUGUUUUCUUAAUAGAAGGGAGGGUUAUAACAGUGUUAGGUUAUCCAAACUUCAUUUCACCCAUGUUCCAAUAAGAGGCUAAGCUGCAUGGGCCUGAUCCCUGAGGCCCAAAUAAUGGCAGGCUAGAUCUUUCUUACAUGCCUUGUUUUAAGGAUGCAACAGGUGGUUUGAAAAAUAAGAUAAAAGGCUCCUCUUGAGUGGAUGUUCAUAGCAGUGAAUGUAUCCAUAUGACUGAAUCUGCUGAAUAUGGUUGGGAUUGUAUUUUGUAUGAUGUUCUUAUUUUUUAACUAUCUAUAUGUUAUAUUUAUAUUUGCAAAACUCAUUAUAUUUACCAUGUUGAAUAUACAUUGAAACAGGCCAUAUUGGUCUAUGCAUGUCUUAUGUAUUUCUGUAUGAAAUUGGGGAAUUGCCUUGUGCCUGUUAAGGUAAACCAUAUUAGAAAUAAAUAUUUUUAACUAUU